Petromyzon marinus (sea lamprey) is the source of this 1042-nucleotide messenger RNA. It is a transcript of the gene NDUFAB1, whose product is annotated as NADH:ubiquinone oxidoreductase subunit AB1. Gene Ontology annotation, biological process: fatty acid biosynthetic process. The record is from RefSeq and is a predicted model, not a curated record. Gene Ontology annotation, molecular function: acyl binding; acyl carrier activity. NCBI's taxonomy places the organism in Eukaryota, Metazoa, Chordata, Hyperoartia, Petromyzontiformes, Petromyzontidae. Gene Ontology annotation, cellular component: respiratory chain complex I; mitochondrion.
GGCAGUCUCUCUGUUGGUGACGUCAUCCUGUCGCUCUCUGGUGGAAGCGUCAGGCUGUCUCUCUGUUGGUGACGUCAUCCUGUCGCUCUCUGGUGGAUGCGUCAGGCUGUCUCUCUGUUGGUGACGUCAUCCCGUCGCUCUCCUUUCGGUGACGCCAUCGCCACCCGCCGUCUCUCCCAGUCGGUGGUGACGGCACGCGGCGCGAUGUCGGCUCCUCUCGCCCCGCGCGGCCUCCGCGCCCUGAGUCGCCUUCUCCUCGUGGCGGCUCCCCCGCCGCGCUCCCUGCGCCUCGCCCGCUCCCUCGCCACGGGGGUCCGCGUCUCGGCGCUCUGCGGCGCCAGCGAGCGGCAGCGGCCGCGGCGGCAAUGGCUGCAGGUUCGCAUGCCGAGCGCGCAGAGCCUACGCGGUUACUGCGACGCGCCACCGCUGACGCUGCACUUCAUCACGGAGAGGGUCAUGUACGUGCUGAAUCUCUACGACAAGAUCGACCCGCAGAAGUUAAAACUGGAGUCACAUUUCAUGAAGGACUUGGGUCUCGACAGUCUGGACCAAGUGGAGGUGAUCAUGGCCAUGGAGGACGAGUUUGGCUUCGAGAUUCCAGAUGUGGAUGGGGAGCAGCUGUUAACGCCGCAGGAUCUGAUCAAUUACAUUGCAAACAAGCGGGACGUGUACGAGUGAAUGCGGCCAUGCUGCCUGCAGGUGUGCUGAGGAAGUGAUGUCACGGUUCUUUAUAAGAUGUACCUUUACGGAAGUGGCGUUUGGUUUUGGUCAACAGGGAAUAGUUUGCUGAAGCUUUGCUCAUUUCAGUUCUCGAAUCUAAGUGUCUGGGCUCUUUGCCCGGUCAAUAAAGACCGUCUAAUAUACAACGCGAAAGCCGAUUGACACGGUUAGCAAAUACUUUGUGGUCAUUGCCUCAGGCCUCGUGGUUCACAUGGAUGGCACGGUGGUGCUGGUGGAUCAUCGGGUGUCAAUGCAAGUGUGAGCUGCGCGUGUGUCUUCAAGUGCCGGUUCAACCCGCGCUCAAUAAAAGGCUAAAACUCUU